Molecule: messenger RNA, 1470 nt
Organism: Penicillium oxalicum
Lineage: Eukaryota; Fungi; Ascomycota; Eurotiomycetes; Eurotiales; Aspergillaceae
Exons: 2
Coding region: 1-1470 (489 amino acids)
Molecular function (GO): acyltransferase activity, transferring groups other than amino-acyl groups
Source: RefSeq, a predicted model, not a curated record
AUGGCCUCAGAGGAAAUCACCCACGAUCAAACCAUUCCAUUCCAUAUUUGGGAUGAUGUACCUUACGCCCGGGCAAUCUGUCUCAAUGUGACUUUGCGCUUCGAUGAAAUCUUUGAUCAUGUCAAGUUGAACGAGUCCUUGGCGCAACUCUUUCAGGACAAAGAUUGGCGCAAGUUGGGAUCUCGCGUACGUCAAAAUAAAUCCGGCAAACUCGAAUACCAUCUCCCUGUUGAAUUCACCAACGAUCGACCAGGCUUCGUCUUCACAACAGCCCACCAUGAAACACCCAUUUCCUCCCACCCACUGGCGUCCCAGAUGCCCUCCAGCCAGAAAACCUCGGAGAUUCUCAUCCUCGGCCGCAUGUCCAUCUUCAACUCAAUCACCAGACAUCCCAAUACCCCCAGCGUACUCGCGGACUAUCUCUCCGCCGACGUGCCCCAACUCUUCAUCCACAUCGUGACCUUCACAGAUACGACCCUCCUCACAAUCACAUUCCCACAUACCAUCUUCGACGCCAUGAGUCUCUCAUACUUUUUGAAAUCCUGGACAUCCAUCCUCGCCGGCCAAAAGGACCAAGUGGCCCCCUUCCUCGGCUUCAGCGAGGACAUCUUCGCCGCAAAAUCAACGGCAGAUUACAUCCCCGCCGAAGAACACGUCUGCUACCAACAGACAUGCAGCAAAUGGACCCUGGGCCUCUACGCUCUCUGUCGCGAAUGGGAAGUCUUCUGGUACCCUCAAGUCGAAGACAGAGCCAUCGUCAUUCCGCACCUCUACGUCCAGCGCUUACGGGAAAAAGCCCUCGAGGAAAUUCAAUCCACAUCGACAGAUCCCCGCGAGUCCCCCUUCGUCAGCGAAGGGGAUAUCAUACUCGCAUGGAUGUGCAAAGCGCUCGGGAUCGCAAUGGACGCAUCCCCCUCCACCCCAGUCUGUAUCUCGAAUGUCUUUGACGCCCGUGCGAUACUAGGCAUCUCCCAGCAGGGAGCGUAUAUUGGGAAUGGAACUAUGCCAUGCUGGACAAUUCUCAAAGCCGGUGAUCUCCAGGAAGAUUCGGUCAGUGCGUUGGCCCUGCGAGUCCGUCGCUCAUUGCUGGACCAACGUGAUAAAGCCCAGGUUUGUGCGAUGGACUCGAUGCGGAGAAAGGCCGUGAAGGAGACGGGAUUUUUGCCGCUGGUGGGGGAUCCGCACCAAAUCCCGAUGAUGUGUACGAAUUGGUAUCGGGCGAGACUGUUUGAUCUGGACUUUGCCGGGGCAAGAGUGGACGGUGGGUUGAAGAGUAGUGAGAGGCCGUGUCGACCCAAGUAUAUUAACAAUGCAGGACCGGAUCCGUUGGGGCCAAGGUCUGUGAGGAAUUUCUUCACUGUGCUGGGGAAGGAUGGGGAUGGGAAUUGGUGGUUCCAGGUGAUAGCGCGAGGGAAAUCAUGGGAGAAGAUAGAGAAGACUCUUCGUGGACUGGCAGUGGAUAUAGUAUAG